This is a messenger RNA of Symbiodinium necroappetens, 2241 nucleotides long. NCBI's taxonomy places the organism in Eukaryota, Dinophyceae, Suessiales, Symbiodiniaceae. The record is from the annotation of a GenBank genome assembly.
AUGGAGGAACGGAUCACGAAGUUCAAUCGUGCCGCUGGAGUGGUACUCUCGUUGAUGACAGGCGUCAUGUACGUGUAUGAGAACACGGUGUAUCUAGAUGUCUUGAACCGGUUGCCGGCAGACACUGCAGCUGUUGCAGCAUUGCAAACGGAGAAUGCUUUUUACUAUUCGUAUUUCCAGGAACUUGUGGACACGGAGUCUUUUGCAGAUGGGUUAAGUCGAAUUGUCUGGGAUAGGCGGACGGAGUACCCAGACACUUUGAACGUGAUCCGCAGAUUCAAUAUUUACCAGGAGAUCCUGCUAGCACUCGAGUUCCGCUUCGGGCGUAGCUUGGGGUUGGAGCUGCCUCAUCCCUUCCACUUCUUUCGGAUGCACAUCAUCCUGUUGAAUGGAGUGGGCCAGACUACCCUAGGCCUGCUUGCCGCGGAUAUCUCUGGAAAUCCUCUAGCUUCAGUGGGCUGUUAUUUGGCCUCCUUCCUGAACCGAUUCCAAACUAGCCGCUUGGGUAACUACACUAGCUCAGAUUUGCGAGAGCUUUGGGGUAUUCCACUCCUCUGGCUGCAGUCGUACCUGGUCUGGCGCGCACUCUUGGCAUCCUACAAGGCGACAAUGCGCCGACUCUUGCGCGUUGGCCUGGUGCUAACAACCUUUGCCUUCAUCGUCUCCUGGCAGUUCAGCCCGUUCCUCCUGCUCUUGCAAGCCACGGCCCUGUAUUUCGUCUGCAUUGUGCUUGGCUUUGAGAGCAUUCGGCCCACCCUGGUUGAGAUCCUCAACGUGUAUAGCUUGUCGUUGGCAUUGGCAGUGUGUGCACACUUCGGAAGCCCGUACUUGCUAACCUCUCCUUUCUUCUUCCAGCUCGUGGCCCUGAAAGCAUCUACCUCCAUCUGCUGCUGCCGCACCCGUGCCCAUCGUGGUUGGCUGUCGUGGACAGCUCGACGCCUAGCGCACGUUGCAGAGGGCCUCAUCGCAGUCCUCGUAUUCUUGCUAGUGCGGAAGGCCUUGGCGCCCUUCGCAACCGCAGACACACAUGUCUACGAGAUUUUGUGCACGAAGGUGUCAACAAUCAAUGACAUGCUGCCAAAGCGCUUGCAGCUCUCAGCUAGCCAACUUCCAGCCUGCGCUGAGCCAAGCUUCAAUGCAAACUUGUAUCUCAUCAUGGGCGUGUUCAAAAUCUUGGAGUGGUCGUCUGCCGAAGUUUACAUCAAAACCACCGCAGCACCAGCAGCUGCAGGGGCCAUGGUGCUUAUCAUAAUUCGGUUUGCGUCCCACUGGCUGGGUAUGGCAGGCAAAGCCAAAAUUGAGGACACACCCGAGACGGCUCGGCCGAGUGAUACGCAGAAGGACGUUACCGUCGCCACCAAGAAAAAGAAAGAGGCUGAAGAUGCCGCUUUGCUGUUCUUCGUGGUGCAGUUCCUACUAUUUAUGCUGCUUGGCAGUUUGGUGAACCGCCUGCGCGUAGCAUUUGGACCGCCUAUGAUGGUACUGGCAGCCGCGGUCAUGGGACCACGGCUGGUGCCUGUUUUUCUCCAAAGGGCAUUCCCGAAAAGCUUAGCGACGCUUCUGUCACUGGCGUGGCUUGCACACAUGUGUUGGAUGGGAAGCAUGCUCCCGUGCAUCACGGCGGAGGAAGGCAUAUGUCAGCACAUGGCAGACAAGUUUUCCAAUGAUGGCGAUUUGGUAGACCUCUAUGACUGGAUCAACAAUGUCGUUCCGGCAGGUACGCCUGUGCUGGCCUCCAUGAACUUGGCAGGGAGCAUGAGGGCAUUCACACAUGUACCCAUGAUUAUCCACCCACAGUUUGAGUCCGAGAAUCUCCGCAAACGUGUGCAGCGGGCGUACGAGCUGUACAACUGCGGCUCCGAGGAGUCCUUUGCGAAGACCAUGGAGCAGUUGAGCGCCAAGCUUGUUAUCUUCGAGUAUUCGCGUUGUUUCUUCACACCAUACAACUUGGAUGACAAGAGGAAGAACUGUAACUCGAAGAAGCACGAAACAGAAGACCUGAUGUGUAUGAAGCUGCAUGCACGAUCUAGGUUUUUCAAGCUGAUGUUCAUGAACGGCAACUAUGCCGUUUUUCGUUUGCGAAAGAACCCUCUGAGAACAAACCCGGCUCCUCGGGCUUCGGACGUGCAGAGCUGGCUGGAAGAGGCGGAGACUUGGAAGGACUAUGUGCAGACCUGUGAGAAGACUCAAGGCGGUGGUAUUUGGGCGAAGUGUCUGCCUUUAGUACUGGUUAUUUGGUAG